Messenger RNA from Labrus mixtus (cuckoo wrasse), 5923 nucleotides. Its product is annotated as uridine-cytidine kinase-like 1. Bases 19 to 1677 code for a protein of 552 amino acids. The transcript has 15 exons. Gene Ontology annotation, cellular component: cytoplasm. The record is from RefSeq and is a predicted model, not a curated record. Gene Ontology annotation, molecular function: ATP binding; kinase activity. NCBI's taxonomy places the organism in Eukaryota, Metazoa, Chordata, Actinopteri, Labriformes, Labridae.
CGAGCUUAAUGAGCAGACAUGGAAGCAACAACAAGCAGCAGCGACAGUAAACCAGAAGAACAGCAGCCGACAGAUGAGGGGGCGGACGGGGACGGGGACGGGGACAGGUCCAUGUCGAGGUCUGACAGUGGGAGCGGAGACGACUCCCUGGAUGGGAUCACAAACCGUGUCCCGCGGUGCCCUUUGACUCCGUCUCUGUCACCACAGACACGGACCUCGAGCCGCUCUAAGACCGAGCCCCCUCUGCUGAGGACCAACAAACGGACCAUCUACACCGCCGGCAGACCGCCGUGGUACAACGUCACCGGGACCACCUUCAAAGAGGCGUUUGUCAUCGGUCUGUGUGGAGGAAGUGCUUCCGGUAAAACGACGGUCGCCAACAAGAUCAUUGAAGCGUUGGACGUUCCCUGGGUGGUCCUGCUCUCCAUGGACUCUUUCUACAAGGUGUUGAACAAAGAACAGCAGGAGCUCGCUGCCAAGAACGAGUACAACUUUGACCAUCCCGAUGCCUUCGACUUUGAGCUGCUGGUCACCGUCCUCAGAAAGCUGAAGAAAGGAAAGAGCGUCAAAGUCCCCGUGUACGACUUCACGUCUCACUGCAGACGAAAGGAAUGGAAAACGGUGUACGGGGCAAACGUUGUCAUCUUUGAGGGCAUCCUCGCUUUUGCCAACAAGGAGCUGCUCAAGCUGCUGGACAUGAAGGUGUUUGUGGACACAGACUCUGACAUCCGGCUGAUACGGAGGCUGAAGAGGGACAUUUCACAGCGUGGACGCAACAUCAGCGGCAUCAUCAAACAAUACAACAAGUUCGUAAAGCCGGCGUUCGAGCAGUAUAUCGAGCCCACGGUGCAGUCUGCUGACAUCGUGGUGCCCAGAGGAGGAGAAAACUUUGUAGCCCUGGAUUUGAUUGUUCAGCACGUUCACAGUCAGCUUGAAAAGCGUGAGAUCACUGUGAGAUCGGCUCUGGCUUCGGCUCACCAGGGUCAACCUUUACCCAAAACCCUCAGCGUGAUGGAGAGCACGCCGCAGGUCCGAGGCAUGCACACCAUCAUCAGGAACAAGGAGACGAACAGGGAUGAGUUUAUCUUCUACUCCAAGAGAUUAAUGAGGCUUCUGAUCGAACACGCCCUCUCCUUCCUGCCUCUCAAGCCUGUGUCGGUGGAGACACCUCAGGGUGGCGUCUAUGACGGGAAGAGGCUGAGCGGUAAACGAAUCACAGGUGUUUCCAUCCUGAGAGCAGGAGAGACCAUGGAGCAGGCUCUGAUGGCGGUGUGCAAAGACAUCAGGCUGGGAAAGAUCCUCAUCCAGACCAAUCACGACACAGGAGAACCAGAGCUUCAUUACCUCCGUCUGCCCAAAGACAUCAGCGAGGACUACGUCAUCCUGAUGGACAGCACCGUGUCCACCGGCGCUGCUGCUCUCAUGGCCGUCAGAGUGCUGCUGGACCACGAUGUAGCGGAGGAUAAGAUCUUCCUGUUGUCCCUGCUCAUGGCAGAGAUGGGGGUCCACUCGGUGGCCUACGCCUUCCCUAAAGUCCGCAUCAUCACCACCGCCGUGGACAAGGAGGUCAACGACCAGUUUCACAUCAUUCCAGGCAUCGGUAAUUUUGGAGAUCGUUACUUUGGCACCGACGCUCCGUCAGACUGGUGUGAGAGCGACGAGGGGAUGGACUUCUGAAAUGUGAGGACGUGCUGCAGCGUCGUUACAAAAAACACUCAGAGCUGUAAAAACUCCUCACAGCCUCCACACGGACGUCCUCCUGACUGACGAGGUGACGCUGUACACACGAGAGGAGUAGUAAUCAUCCACUUUUAUUCCAAAUUCAAAGAAAUCAUGAACACAGCGCUUAGUGUUUGGAUAAUCAGAAUCAGGCUUCACAUCAGUUAGCAUUCAGCUCUUAAGAGACUUUGUGGAAAGUUAAAAUCCGCUCCUCAGCUGACGUGUUUUACCAAAGUUUGCGACACACGACCUCUUUCCUGUUGGCGCUCGGCUCUGUGCGAUGACGACAAACAAACUGGAGGAAUAAGAGGACUCGUGUCUGUGUGUGAUUCUGAAUCUUACGGGAUCGUUCCUCUUCAUGAGCCAUGGAAACAGCUUAUAUGAAAUGUCGUCUUUUCAGGGCACGGGCCGGACCGUAGCUGAGUUUGUGAUCAGUGUGGAUUUUAGUUUACACUUCAAAUUAAAGGAGGCAGACUGCUUCCUGUCCUGCAGGAUGCUCGUUGGUUUUUAUCCAUAGAUGGAGAAACUAAAGCUCUGCAGUCGUUACACCUUUAUACUUCCUCAUUGAACCUCAAAAUAGGAUGACAUUGACGCUCAAGCGCUAGAUUUUUUUUUUAUAAUCCUUUCCUUAAUUUACAGCCAGCGCCUAAUCCAAGUUGUCUUCAGAUGAAUUCAGAUUUAUUCAACAUGAAAUCAAAUUCCUCAGUGUCAAUAUGAAAGCACAACAUGUGAACAAACAGCACCAGCUUUGCACACACACACAAACACACACAUGUUCUGCUCACUCUUAGCGUCUACAGUGGUGCUGGAUCACACCCUCUUAGGCCUUUAGCCUUUUUUUACACAGCCUGUAUAAGACGGGGCGGCUAAGCCUCAGCGCUAAGGUGUAAUCGGGGGGGGGAAAGUCGUUCCACCUCUGAGCCGGUGCUGCCCAUCGAGAUGUGCUACCCAUGCCGCUCUGUGCAGUACAGGGAGAAUUAUUUGAUUGGGGCUCUUCCCGUUUUUCCUCUAAAAUCUUUUAUUUUAGAGAAUGAAAACAUGCUUCUCGUUUCUUUACGGUGUGAAUGCAGUGAGUACUGGUGUUUUAAAGUGAUUCUGUACUGGGAGUAUUAUCAUGAUGGGAUCAUUGUCCAUCAAGAUACCUUUCCUCUGAAACACCAAAACAUCCUCCCCUUAUUCUGUUAAUGCAUACGGGGACACGGAUAGCGUCUGCUCUCGUUUUGCUCUAUGGUAGCAUUUUUCUUCAACAAGGCAGCACAUCUCAGAACACUGACGGUAAAACAGAGGCGUAAAAGAGGUGUAGAGGUUUCAAGCAGCGAGAGGGUCCAGAGCUGUGUACCGGUCGUGCCUCGUGUGCUUCCACAUCACUUUAACACUAUAAUGUACAAUCUCACAUUGGGACGCCAGUUUUGUGCUAAUUUGAGGUUCAAUGUAAAAAAAACAAAAAACGUAUAAAGGUAUAGUCGUUGCGGAGCUUUGUUACAGCGCUAAGGUGAAAUCUCACGGUUCUGUUACUUCCUCUGACGCUGGCUCAUGAGAGGAACGACUUCUCCGCACAUUUCCUCCUCUGUGACAUUCACAGUCCGGCCUUCAGCGGGCUGCGUGGAGGAGGCAGAAGAUACCUCAUCAUGCUGCUGCUGCUGCAUGUUCUCGUUAUGCAUCUGCAUGUUGGAGACACACCAGCUUAUGAAUAAACACAGUUUGUAUGAGAGAGGCCACCUUCGCUAUCUAAUCAGGCUGUUUGUGAAGGUCGAAGCUAAAUCUUUAGCUGAGUCAUUCAGGUUCAGAUCUAAACUGAAAGUUAUCUAAAACUUUCUCCAUAAAGUGACAUCAGAAUCUGUUAAGUUGUCUUAAAGCCGCCGUCUCUCUCACGACACUUUGUUUUGUUUACAUCACAAACAGGGUAUAAAGGUUUCUAUAUCGCGGGGUUAACCCGAUUUUUAUUUCACUGCAAUCUCAAAAACUUGAUGCUGCAAAUUUGUGCCAAUUUAAUCUAUAAUCCGAAUGCUUGAAUAUAACGUAGAUCGUGAUGCCUGUGAUGUGUUUCUGUCGCUGAAGCUGCAGAGGAAAGCAUUGAAUUCUCGUACGCUCGUUUCGGGCCGGAAGAUCUUUACAGAUAUUUCAGUAAAGUCUCGUUGCCUUCAGAGAACAGAAGUUGUAAAUAAUUAAUCUUGAAAAAAAUAAAUACAAAAAAUCCAGAUUUCCUACGACGAUGCUCUGAUGUAUCCCUGUACUUCAUAGUGUUCGAUGUUCACCCGUGCCCACCGAGAGUUUCUAUGACAACAGUCUCUAUGACAACGGCCGCUGUAUGACCGACACCGCUCCGUUACUUUUUACUGCAUGUUUUAUAUUUGAGAUUUUUUUUUUAAAUUUCCCGAUCAGACACGGAGCAAAGAGGAUGUGAGUACAAGACACGAUCUGUAGGGGAUAUCAUGCAUUUGGAAAAAGAGCGCCGGUUACGUCAACGGCGCCUUUCUGACAAGUUGUAAUCAUUUCCGGUGGCCGUUUUCCGCUGUGAACGCUCUCCUCCUUGAAAACAAUUUUUAAAAAAAGACUCUGGUGCUGAGAAAAGAAACAUUAAGGACACAGGGCCUUAUAACGGCGUAAUCUUUAAAAAUGUAAUCGUUUGUUUUUGCCCAAAGAUGUUACAUGAAAGAAAAACAACGCCUCGUAUUUAAAGACAGUUCUGUUUAUAUUAAGUCUUUGAGGACGCAGGAGAAGGUUCCUUUAGUUUAUUGUAAUAUAUUAGUGAUGUCGUUUUAAUUUUCUGUUAUAGCGUUAGAAAGGCUUCGUUCUGCUGGUGAAGCUUCAGAGGUCUGUGCUGUAAUGAACAACUCAGGCAAAGUUCACUGAAAAAAACCAACAAACAGCCCGAGGAUUUAUACUUGAACAAGAAGAGUGAUGUUAAAGGGAAACAAUCACGUGUUGUUUUAUAUUUUGUUGUUGUUUAUUUUUUAAACCAUUGCUGAAUUUUGGAUUUAAACGAUAUUAAAAUUUAAGUUUUAACUUUAUUUUGUCCGUUAAAAUCUUCACGUGGAGCUUUCUCUGCACUAAUGAGAAAAGUUAAUACAUUUUUCAAAAGGUAAAAACGUUUAACGUCAUCGUUAAAGUUUGAAGCAAUAUAUCGCUCGGCUUUAGCUGCUAAUUAGCAUGAAACAGCUGUCUAGAAAGUUUUUUUCAUUGACUUUAAGGUCACAUAUUAUGCUAAAUCCACUUCCCCGUGUUUCUCUAACACUAAUAUCCAAGUCCAUCGUCCAUCCACUUUUCAGAAAAUGUGUGCUCAAACAGGCCGCUUGGAGAUUUUCCCUUCAUGACAUCACAAAGGGCAGUAGCCCCUCCCCCAGGUGGGUGACACUCCCACAGCUAGGUGUUUGUUCUGCCCUCUGAGUCUGCCUUCUCACCGUAAACAAUAGGACAUGGAGCGAGAAAGCACCGAGUACACCCAAACCCUUCCAGAGAGGGGGCGUGGUCAGACACAGCUCAUUUACAUAUUUAAAGGUACAGACACAGAAACAGCCUGUUCUGAGCAGGGCUGAAAUAGAGGGGUUUAUAGUCAUGAUCAAAUACAGGAUCAGAGUGGAUUUAGAACAAGAAACUUCACACACAUGUUUUGAGGAGCUCUGAGACUUAUUUAAACUGAUUGAUGAGGAGGAGAAUAUGUCACCUUUAAGAUUAAAGCAGCAUUUCAUUGUGAACUGAUCAUAUUGUUGAUACAGACGUUGACCCAUAUGGAGGCUUUUAUUUGUUCUGUUAACAUUUAUUUUCUGGCUCUUUUUUUUUUACAUGUUUAUCUUAAUUUAUUUUAUGUUUUUACAGAAUUUCUUCAGUGUCACUUUACAUCAUAGUCCGUUACAGUGUUCAAAUAUGAUGUCAUUAAACUUCUGACAGAUUCAUUCCCCCGUUACCAUCGGUCCAUUUGAACAGGUUGAUUUGAAGAUGAAGCCUCGUUAACGGGACAGUUUUGACUUGACAAACGAACAUCAACUAGAACCUUCUGUUGACAACAUUCAUACAUUCAUGUUCAAAUCUGCAGGAACAACCACUCUGUAUGUCUGGAGGCUUUACUUUGACUGUUACUGCUCGUUUGUGUGUCGGUUUCUGUCUGGACCUGCUCUGUAUGUAAACUGUCAUCAGACAUGUUUUGAUUUGGAGCUUGUUAAGUUUUAUAAAUUAAAUAAAAACUGACCUGACGAUAAAGUUUUAA